This is a messenger RNA of Myotis daubentonii (Daubenton's bat), 3547 nucleotides long. It is a transcript of the gene CD80, whose product is annotated as CD80 molecule. Gene Ontology annotation, molecular function: coreceptor activity. Gene Ontology annotation, biological process: cell surface receptor signaling pathway; negative regulation of T cell proliferation; cellular response to lipopolysaccharide. Lineage: Eukaryota; Metazoa; Chordata; Mammalia; Chiroptera; Vespertilionidae. Gene Ontology annotation, cellular component: external side of plasma membrane. The record is from RefSeq and is a predicted model, not a curated record.
AGUGGCCUUAUGAGCUGAGAACUCUCCAAAAGAUGUCCACUACAUAUGAUGGCCCAUUCCUUCAGUGGCAUGACUAGGGAGGGAGAACUCUAGGUGCUAAAACAAAACUUGCGAUUAGAACAGAAGCAGGCAGCCCAUAAAGCUCACAAGCAUCUACUGCCAAAAGUCAACCCUCCAAUCACUUUCUUCCCUCCCCCUCGCUACCCGCUGCUCUGUUAGGACAGUGUGUGGUUGGCCCCACCCAUCAGUCUAAGAAACUGACUGAGCUCUCGGGAGCUUCCUCAAAUCAUAUCAUCAUAACCAUACCUUGUGCUUUUAUUUAAUUAUGCCUGAUGGAAAACUCGAGUAAGAGGAAGUUGGAAGGGGAAUGCCGCCUCUGUGACAUAGAACUUAAAGUACAACUGAGCAAUUUGACAGCAUUUCAAGCUACCCAAACGAGACCAUCUCAGAAGAGGGUCCUCCUACUUUAAUUUUCAACACAAGAGAAAAAGAGAAAUUGUUCUUCAGCGGUGUCUGAAUAAAUCCACAAUCUUUUAUAUUCAGGAUUUUAAAGACCUGGGUACAUCAUCAGCCUCUCCUCAGUGUGUUUUGCAAUUGAGUCCUCUGUGUGAGGCAACUGAAUUUCUUCUGCACAAGCCUGGGACUCGCUUGGAAGGUGCCCAGUUCUCACUUGGUGCAAAAUUGUUUGCUUUCGUUUUUUCAUUGUAAGGAGCAGAAGCCAUGGGUCAAACAAAGUGGAGAACACUACCCUCCAGGUGCUCGUACCUCAAGCUCUUCCAGUCUUUGGUGCUGGCUGGUCAUUUUUACUUCUCCCCUUCUUCUAAUGGGACUAGUGGACCUUCUUCCUCACUGUCUGUCGAGAGAUAAAUGGGCAUCAUCCAGGUGACCAAGCCGGUGAAUGACAGGGCAGUACUAUCCUGUGAUUACAACAUUUCCACUGAUGAACUGACAAAAGUUCGCAUCUACUGGCAAAAAAAUAAUAGUGAUAUGGUGCUGAGUGUCGUUUCUGGAAAAAUGGAAGUGUGGCCCAAGUAUAAGAACCGCACCGUAGCCAACAUCAUCAGUAACCCUUUCAUUGUGAUCCUGGGUCUGCGCCCAUCCGACAAGGGCAUAUAUAGCUGCGUCAUUCAGAAGCCUGAAAAGGGAGCUUACAAGUUGGGACACUUGACUUCGGUGAUGUUAUCAGUCACAGCUGACUUUCCUGUCCCAAGUAUAACUGAGCUUGGAAACCCAGCUACAAACAUCAAAAGAAUAAUUUGUUCAACCUCCGGAGGUUUUCCAAAGCCUCACCUCUCCUGGUUGGAAAAGGGAAAAGAAUUAAAUGCCAUCCACACAACAGUUUCCCAAGACCCUCAAACUGAGCUCUACACUAUUAGCAGUGAACUGGACUUCAAUGUGACCAACAACCACACCUUCAUAUGUCUUGUCAAGUAUGGAAACUUAACAGUAUCACAGAUCUUCAACUGGCAAAAAUCUGAGCCAAAAACCUCUCCUUUUAGUCAGUCCUGGCUCUGGAUCUUAAUCAUAGUGGUUGGGAUUUCCGCGAUCGUUGUUAUUGCAGUAUUUUGUUAUUGCUGCCUGUGCAACAGACCUGCUGCAAGAUGGAGAGAGAGAAGGAAGAGUGGGGAGAGUAUGGAAAUGAAAACAAUCUCCCCUAUCAUCUCAGGAUCUGCAGAAGCAUCAGGCUGAACAGAACAUCUAAAGGUUGGUGUGGCUCAGUGGUUGAGCAUCAACCUAUGAACCAGGAGGUCACGGUUUGAUUCCCAGUCUGGGCAGAAGCCUGGAUUGUGGGCUCAGUCCCCAGUAGGGGGCGUGCAGAAGACAGCUGAUCAAGGAUUCUCCUUCAUCAUUGAAAACAUACCAACAUUUGCAUCAUGGGGGUGCUGGAAGAAGAGAAGGAGCAAGAAAUUGAAAACCUACUUGAAAAAAUAAUGACAGAAAACUUCCUUAAUUUUGUGAAGGAAGUACAUGUAUACGUCCAGGAAACACAUAGAGUCCUUAACAAGAUGAAUCCAAAGAGGCCCACACCAAGACAUAUCAUAAUUAAAAUGCUAAAGGUUAAAGACAAAGAGAGAAUCUUAACCAGUUAACUGCCAUGCAUCCAAAAUAGAAACUAUCCCCACACGCCACAAUAUUUUGAAUUUAAUUUUAAAAAAUCAUCUGAUUCUGGAGUUGAAUAAAGGAUAUCAUCUUACUCUUGCAAGGUGCUUGGUUCGAUUAUUUCUUCAUCUGAUGCCAUUUAUGGGGGCUUAAUUUUAUUUGCACAAUAUAUUACAACUAUAAAUUCAAUAAUAAAAUAAUAAUUUUCAAUUCUACGGAAAUAUCAACAAAAGCGAGUACGAAAUAAAAAUAAACCGUCGACACAAAAAGCCUCAAAAACACUAAAUUCUGUUGAUGCGCCAAAGAUGAUAUCUGUAAAAAAAUAAUAAAGAACGCACACCAUGUUUACCAUUUUAGGUGUGAAAUUCAUGAUAACACAAACAAAUCUCAAGUGUCACAAUGAACCAAAAAAAAUCUCAAGUGUCGCAGUGUUUAUCUCUCACGAGUCUGAGUGGCAGCCCUAUACUAGUAUAUCAAUAUUGGAAUUUCUUCCCUAUGUACUAGAAUAUUUACAUAUUUAAGUUACCAUAAUUUUCUUUACAAACCCAGAGAUGUCACUAACAAGUCUGAUUUUUAAAAUUGGGCGACCAGAGUUGAUAUGUGAGAUUUGCAGCUAUAGACACGUGUGGCGUGUGGGGAAAGUCCACCGCUUGCGUCUAUAGACACUUAUGGCUACAAAGGGUUAAAAGCAGCCAGAGGAAGACAGUUGGUUCCCUAUAAGGGAACUCUCUAAGACUGUUAGCUGAUUUCUCAACAGAAACUUUGCAGGCCAGAAGGGAUUGGCAAGAAAUACUUAAAGUGAUGAAAAGCAAGGACCUACAAGCAAGAUUACUCUAUCCAGCCAAACUAUCAUUUAGAAUGAAAGGACAGAUAAAGAGCUUUCCAGACAAGAAAAAGCUAAAGAAGUUCAUCACCACCAAACCAGUAUUAUAUGAAAUAUUAAAGGGUCUUCUUUAAGAAGAAAAAGAAAAGAUUAAAAAAAAACAUGAAUAAAAUGGCAAUAAAUACAUAUCUAUCAACAACUAAAUCUAAACAAACAAACAAAUGAACAAGAACAGAAACGGAAUUAUGGAUACAGAGAACAUGUUGACAGUUGCCAGAUGGGAGAAGAGGAAGGAGGAUGGGUGGAAAAGGUGAAGGGACUGGGAAGAACAAAUUGGUUGUUACAGAAUAGUCAUGGAGAUGUAAAGUACAGCACAGAGAAUAUAGUAAAAAAUAUUCUAAUAACUAUGUAUAGUGUCAAAUGGAUAUAUUUAUUGAGAUCACUUAGUAAGUUAUGUAAUGUCCAAUUACUGGGAUGUACAUCUGAAACUAAUAUAAUGUAUGCCAACUGUAAUUGAAAAAUAAAAUAAUACAGUAUAUAGAUGACGUACUAUAGAAUGCACACCUUAAACCUACAUAAUUUUAUUAACCGAUGUAACCCCAAUAAAGUCUACUUAUUUUUUAG